Messenger RNA from Exophiala dermatitidis NIH/UT8656, 771 nucleotides. RefSeq lists its product as uncharacterized. Gene Ontology annotation, molecular function: ubiquitin-specific protease binding; misfolded protein binding. Gene Ontology annotation, cellular component: Hrd1p ubiquitin ligase ERAD-L complex; endoplasmic reticulum membrane. NCBI's taxonomy places the organism in Eukaryota, Fungi, Ascomycota, Eurotiomycetes, Chaetothyriales, Herpotrichiellaceae. The record is from RefSeq and is a predicted model, not a curated record. Gene Ontology annotation, biological process: endoplasmic reticulum unfolded protein response. The coding region runs from base 1 to 771 and encodes 256 amino acids. The transcript has 4 exons.
AUGGACAGGUUUUGGAGUGCCCCUCCAGUCACCAGGACCAUUGUGGCUGCCAUGUUUGUAGAGUCUGCUCUUGUACACUCAGGUCUCCUCAGUCCCAUGUGGAUCAUAUUCCACCCGUCGUUUGUCUUCAAGUUCCCCCCUGAGCUCUGGCGCUUGCUUUCUUCUUUCAUCUUGACUGGAGGCGGCUUCUCUUUCGUCUUCGACCUUUAUUUCAUGUGGACUUACGCUUCUGGGCUGGAACUCAACUCCCCACGGUUCAGUCAACCAGGAGACUUCUUCAUUUACGUUGCCUUUGUUUCUAUCAUCAUCCUGGCGACUGGAGGCUUACUGUUGGGAGGCGUCAUCUUCACCCAAGCCUUACUCCUCGCUUUUAUUUACACCUUUGCACAGGACAACCGUGGCCAGAGAGCCCACUUUGUCAUUGUCCAGAUCCCGGUGGAGUUUCUGCCCUGGGCUAUGCUCACGCUCACCUUGAUUAUGGGUGGCCCACAGGCAGCGCUGCAACAAGGCAUGGGUGUUGUCGCUGCACACCUGUACGUUUUCCUCACAAGGCUUUACCCGACCUUCCAAGGCGGAAGGAAUUAUAUUCAAACUCCGGCGGCGAUCAAGCGGUUUUUCGGAGCCGACAGAAGUGCCUUCACUCAUAGAGCAUACGGCAGUGCCUUUAGACCUGGACCGCCUGUCCCUCCACAACAGAGUCGUGGCUGGACCAGCGGCUUCACAGGUAGUUGGGGCGGUAGAGGCGCUGGCCGCAGACUCGGUGGCGACUGA